This is a messenger RNA of Pygocentrus nattereri (red-bellied piranha), 4457 nucleotides long. RefSeq lists its product as uncharacterized. Lineage: Eukaryota; Metazoa; Chordata; Actinopteri; Characiformes; Serrasalmidae. Bases 220 to 561 code for a protein of 113 amino acids. The record is from RefSeq and is a predicted model, not a curated record. The transcript is spliced from 6 exons.
UUCUAGAUUGUACUGUGGUUUCUCAGCGCUCUGUGGCUUUUUUUAAACUCUCCUUAACCAUUUAAACCUUUACUGUCUGAAUACGUUCGAUUCAUAAAUCGACCAGCUUCGCAUCACUACUGUUUACAAAAGGCUUCUGUUCAAACCUACAGGGACGCAUUCACGUUCUCGGUGCUGUAGACAGUACGAUGCCGGAGGUGGCGGUGAGGCAGUGAGGCGAUGGGCUGCACCUCUGCCAAGCCGUUAUCAGCCGUACCCGGAGACGAAGAGGGGCGGAGCAAAGCUUACAGCAAUGGAGAUGCCUUCUCCGAUGAGUACAAAAUGAAGGGAGUUGAGAAGGUGAAGUACGCGCAUGGAGAGGAGGAGCGAAUGAACACGCGCAACCAGGAGAACAUGGAGAAGAGCACAUUUUUGCACAAAGGUAAACACAAAGAUGCCGGUGGAAACACUAAUAAAAUAAGUAUCCAUUCCUCAGAGAGCCAGCAGGAGUUCUUCAGGAUGCUGGAUGAGAAAAUUGAGAAGGGUCGGGACUACUGCUCUGAAGAGGAGGACGUCACAUAGCGCCAUUCUGCUCAGCUCGGCCCAGCGGAGAACCCGUCCUGCCCCGGAGUUCCUCACAUCGCUCCUUUCCUCGUCUUCCUGUUCCUCAAGAGAAAACACCACGUGCCAGACUGAACCCGGAUUCUCUCCUGUUUACAUUUUUACCACGGUGGGGUUCACAGGUUAGGUGAGUCUUGGCAAGGAAAGGAACUUCCGAUGAGGUGAAAGGAACCAGGACACGGACCGGAUUUCCGACGGACUGUCCUUUAUCGCCCCUGCCUUACAGCUACCCCAGCCCAUAAAUAAGCCUUCUCCUGCUCGUAGACUCGAAAGGAAUUGGACUGAGCCAUCGCACAGGCUGGCCUGGACGUCUUUUCAUCCAGCCUUUUGAAGAAGACGCAGGGAUGGACGUUACGCUCCCUCUUAAAUAGCCACGUCUUCUGAGAACGAGAAUGAAAGUGUGAGAUUAGGAAAAGCCAUGUGAAGUGCUGCGCCCGUUCGGAUGGCCUGGUGACGGAUCUUGAGCAGAUGGACUCCAGCGGACUAUUCCUCACAUUCCAGGAGUCUGUGUUUUUUUUUAUAUGUUGGUAAUUUUUGUUCAUUUUUGAUUUUGUUAUACAAACUUUUUUUUUUUUUUUUUUACUUUUUUCACAACAAUUUUUUUUAUUUUAAGUGUAACACUGCUCAGGACUGUAGUGCUGUUAUUUCUGACUGUUAGGGGGGCGACGCACUUGGUUAGUUUCUUUUUAGGACUCGAUGGGAUGCUCUCUUGGAUUUCACCAUAGCUGAAUGACCGAUGGAUGGACAAUAUAGCAUUUAGCAUAACCGUGUUUAGAGGGACCAGUUACAAAGCAUCGUUAUGACGUCAUGUAGAUUCAAAUGCAUAUUUCCGUGUUUCUGUAGUGCAUCGAUGGUUGAAUAUUACAAAUCUGCUAGAUGUCAAAUGUAAGAUUCACAAUCUUGACUUGGCGAAUGCAAGUUGCCCAACAGAACGUUUGUCCAGCGGAGGAGAUCAGACACUACGCAGUAGGGAUGCACGAUGAUACCCCAAUCGCAUCAGCAUUUACCGAUAUUUCAAACUGGUAUUUAUUGUCCCCAGAAGAGCAGAACUUUCAGGCCACGCUGGGUUACUGUGACUAGAAUAUCUGUACUUUAUUCAUUUCACUGCAUUUUUAACUCCCUACAAAUAAAUAUUAUAUUUCUUUGUGAUUUAUAAUCUGGCUGGAUCUCAUAAAUAACAGAGUGCAUCAUCAGAUAAAUACCAGCGGCCGUAUUACAGAAACUUCCUACAACCCCCCCCCCGUCUUAAGAUCUGACCAGUCAAGAUGAGAUUUUACACAAAUUUGUAUAACAGAAGGAAAUCUUAUCCUGAUUUAGGAGUCUUAUCUUACAGCAUCUUAAUUCACUCCAUCGAAGUGGACAAUCAACUGCCAUGCCUGUUACCUAGCAACCGACCAUACGCACAGCUGAAACAUGAAACGCGUAAUCAAAAAAGGAAAGUUAGCCAGAUAGCUAACGUUAGCUACCUUUUACUGAUGUAAGAAAGGUCAAACAAAAAUAAAGUGAUACUUUAAGGUUGUGAAUACUGUGAGAGCACCCCCUGCUGUUUAUCAGAGCGUCGCCGCUCCUCAGUUUCAGUCUCCAUUUCCCAAAUGCUUUAGCUGAGCGCGUUAACGCUACUCCUCCUAAUAAGCAGACACUUCAGCUCCGUCUCCUCGUUUUUCACCACCAUCACUGUAAUAUUUCAUCACCAACAUUAACACAGGAAGGUGAUCAGAGGGGCGGCGGCGUUUGAGUCGGCAGCAUCCGAGAUGUUUAAAACGCAGUUAGAAAAGAAAAUCAUCUCCCAGUGAAAGCCGCGUUUUACGGUAGAAAUAAAAGGAGCUCAUUAUGCUGGUAGUGAACGACGCUGCCUGACUCAGCCUCAGAACCAGAGAAACGGACCUUAAACAGAAGUUAGGACCCUGUUGGGGUUCAUCCUAACUAGACUAAACCUACACUCGCUUCUUAGGUAAUCUAAAAGCUAGGGCUGGAUUUAGGAGGUUUAGUCUAGUUAGGAUGUUUGUGUGGUGCUGUUUUCUUGUCUGGAGUUAAGAGCUUCAGUCCUAACUGAAGUCGUCAUGGCGACUCAACAGAUCAGAUUUCCGAGUGUUGAGGUUUCUGUAAAACGGCCCCUGGAAAAUAUCGAAUAGCAGCAUCAGCCCAUAGUUCCCACAUCAGUGCAUCCCUACUGAGCACGUACGUACUGGUUCGUUCACGCGGUGAAUUCAAACAGCCGUCGAAACACUCAACACUCACUGCUUCUGAGCUACACUCGCUUCUUAGGUCCCUCUGCUGCGCAGAAUCUGUUGGCAAACUUGCAGACCAGACUUUAAUCUGAUUUAAACAGAGAAACGUACUAUUAGCACAACGCACAGCAACUUUUGGCUACAUAUAAGUGCCCCUGUUUCUUGCAGCUGUCCAUUCACUGCUUUCAAAUGUGCAAAAACUAGAGCCUGACUGAUUUCUGGAACUGAUGCAUAAAUCUAGCUGCUAUUAGAGUGAUGAUCGCUGAUUAUAUACACAGUCACGUCAGUCUCUGACGGCUAGUUGCUUAAUUAAGGCCUUCUUCGUUCUCCAUAACGUCCCUCAUCCAAACCUGGUAACCAACGUUUGUAACACACUGUGAAAAUUCCAGCUGGGGGUGGACGAUAAAACCGGAAAAUCGGUUAUCACGAUACCUAAAUAAAAUUAUGAUACUCGAUACGCGUCACAAUAUUCUGACGCAGACAAAAUGGGCUACACUCUUAAAAAAGACUGUGCUUCAAAGGGUUCUAUAUAGAACCGUGAACACUCAAAGAAUCGUAUGAUUAAAGGGUUCUUUGCAUCAUGAAAGUGUUCUUCAGAUUGAUGGAGAAUGUGGUAUAGAUGGUUCCGUAUACAACCAAGCUUGUAACAACUGGGAUUCCAUUAAUCCGAAGAACCUUUAAUCGAGGGUUGUUUGAGCGUUCAUGGUUCUAUACGGAAGUUUUCUUUGCUAAAGAACCAUCUAAAAAUAGUCACAUAAAGAAAAUUCAAAAACUAAAAUACAAUGAUUAUUAUUGAUCUUACAUUCUAUACAGCCCUGUGUUCAGUAAUGCAUACCGUGUAUGACAAUGAUAAAACAUAUCGACCGUCUCUAAAACCAGCUGCCCUUUAUGAAUGGAUUAAUAAAAAUGGCCUAGACUUAUAUGGAAUAAUAAUAUGAUUACAUUAACAUGCAGCCGGGUCCAAAAGUUUGGGAGCACUGGUGAAAAUGCUGUUCGCGUUCCUUUCUAAUUUAAUACAAAAUUACAAAUGAUCAUUAUUACAAAUUAUCAUACAAAUUUAUUCAAAUUUUAAAGGUAAAACACUCGAGCUGGACUCCCCAAGUUUAUAAGCCACGGAUCAGUAGAUCGAAUCCACUUCAGAGACUGAAAACGAACUUUAACGGAAAAAAAAACAAACGUUUUGGUAAAAAAAAAACAAAAAAAACAAAUUUACUUCAAUUUGAAUUGUGACCUAAAAAUGUUUAAGAUUUUCACGAUUCUAAAAACUUCCCACGUAACAGGGAAUAACGUGCCGCCCCCCACCAAAAAAGCCAGCACUGAUUCUCAGUGUCGUCUGGACUUUUGGACCCCACUUUACCAUCAAGUUAAGAACCUUCGCACCUUUUUUCCCCUUACAAAGUUCCUCUUUCACGCAGAGUUUUGUAAGGAGAGCGACGAUCGGCCCAGUGUGUCUGUGAACCGAUAUAUCGGUCAGGCUCCAGUGAAGAAACACAAAACUGUAACGACUGGACAUCAAAACUGUCCACCGUGUUCUCUUUGCUUUCCUUUUAGGAACUCAUACCACGUGUAUGAUAAGUGCCCGAUACUGUCUGUUCUGAAAUAUUGCCAAAAUGAAAAAUUCAACAUUGA